Molecule: messenger RNA, 2954 nt
Organism: Prinia subflava (tawny-flanked prinia)
Lineage: Eukaryota; Metazoa; Chordata; Aves; Passeriformes; Cisticolidae
Product: hexosaminidase D-like
Exons: 15
Coding region: 1129-2817 (562 amino acids)
Biological process (GO): carbohydrate metabolic process
Molecular function (GO): hexosaminidase activity
Source: RefSeq, a predicted model, not a curated record
UGCUCGGGCCGGGAUGCCGGAGCCGCGGCGGGCAGCGGUGCCGGGAGGAUGCGGGGAUGCUCGGGGGGAUGCGGGGCCCCGGUGCGGCAGGGAAGCCCGGGGAGGAUGCAGGGAUGCCUGGGAGGAUGCAGGGAUGCUCGGGGGGAUGCAGGGAUGCCCGCAGAGGACACAGGUAUGCCCGGGGCCGCUGGCGUGCCGGGCAGAGCCUGGAGGGUGCCCUGGAGCGCGGGAAUGCCCACGGGAUGUCCUUGGCGUGGGGUGUUGUGGGGUGUGCCGGGUUUGCGGGGUGUGGGUGGUGCCCUGCAGCACAGAGGGAUGGGUGGGGUGUGGAAAGGGUCCCUGGUGCCCAGGGGCUGCUCCACGUGUGCUCCAGUACCCCGGGAGGGAACGGGAUGGGACAGGGAGCAGUUCUGCCCAGGGAUGAGGGAACAGCCCCCUCCUGCUGCCAUGGGGCCGUAGCCCCACAGGGCCCUGCAGCCUCUCCAAACGGGGUCCCCGGCUGUGGGGCUGCAGCCCCGUGGCCUCUGGCGAGGGGCAGCUCAUCCUGGGGGCUGGCACAGGCGGACAGCACGGGAUGGUCACAGCCAGGCUGGCCAUGGAAUGCUCUGGAAGCACGUGAGCGUGUGCACAUGUGUGUGAGUGUGCGCCGGGAGCGUGCACGGAGCAGCAUCGCUCCCCCACGGCUGCACUGCCGGGUGUGCUGGGGCACGAGGCCUGGCGUGGGAGCACCGGGGAGCACCGGAGCAGAGCUGUGGGUGGCACCUGAAGCCCUGGCUGCCCGUCCAUGGAACGCAGUGGCACCUGCCACCCCCGGGACACUCAGCUCCCUCCCCUCGCCAUGGCCCAGCCAUCUCCAGGCUCAGGUUUGGGUUUGUUUGCCUCCAUCCUCCUCUCCUUGGGGCUCUGGAAGGGAUGCACCGUGCCCACCCCGUGAUGCCACCCCGUCCAGCCGCCCUGUGACACGGCCCCUGGCGCGGGGGGGACCCGGCAGCCAGACGGGAGCCCCGGUGGGGACCUGCUCUGCAGCCACCGCCCUGUUUGCCCCGGCACCGGCCUCACCCGUGCCGGCAGGGGGAGAGGCGGAGCUGACCGCUGGCCCCACGCUGGGGCACUCGAGAGGCCCCGGAGAUGGCCUUCCAGCGGAGCCACCGGCUGAACCUGCUGCGCCUCGUCGUGCUGCUCCUCGUUGCCUUGGCUGGCAUCAAAUUCCUCUUCCGUGACAGCUUUACCCUGGAGCUGCAAAAGCACGUCAGCAAGGACAGCGGGUUCUGGGGGGACACAGGUGACAUCGUCCAGGACAUCAUCCCCCAGAGCCAGGUUCUGGAGGUCCCUGCAGCAAAGAUAAUGGCCCUGAAGCAAAAGCAGCAGGUCCCCCGGGAUGUCAGCACCACCGAGAUGAGGCUGGUCCACCUGGACCUCAAGGGAGCUGCGCCCAGAGUCUCCUACCUGGAGCAGGUGUUCCCCCUCCUGUCCCAGCUGGGAGCCAACGGUGUCCUCAUCGAGUACGAGGACAUGUUCCCCUUCAAGGGGGAGCUGGAAAUCCUCCGGUCCCCGUACGCUUACAGCGAGGAGGACAUCGAGCGGAUCCAGCAGCUGGCGGAACAGCACAAGCUGGAGGUGGUUCCCCUGGUGCAGACCUUUGGCCAUGUCGAGUUCAUCCUCAAGCACGAGAAGUACCAGCACCUGCGGGAGGUCGAGCGCUUCCCCAACAGCUUCAACCCCCAUGUCCCCGACACCCUGGCCCUGCUGAAGAGCAUCCUGUCACAGGUGAUCGAGAAGCACCGGCGCUCCACCUGGAUCCACAUCGGCGCAGACGAGGUUUUCCAUCUUGGGGAGGGGAUGGACUCCAAGAACUGGAUGAGCCACAACAAGGGCGACGUGGGGACCAUGUACCUGAAGCACAUCAAGGAGGUUCUGGGCUUCCUCACGGCGCAGUUCUGGGGGCUGCGGGUGCUCAUGUGGGAUGACAUGCUGAGGAAGAUCGGCGUGGGAGCCCUGCGGGAGUCCGGGAUAGCAAAGCACGUCUCGCCUGUGGUGUGGUUCUAUGCACCCGACUUCGAGGCUGAGCAGAUCGUGCCCUUCCUCACCAAGUACGUGGAGAGCGGCUUCGAGGCGGUUUGGUUCGCCAGCGCCUUCAAGGGCACCACGGGGCCGGCGCAGGCCUGGACCCCGCUGAGCUACCACCUGAAAAACCACCUGAGCUGGCUGAAGGUGAUGCAGGCCGUGCCACGGCUGGCCCCGCUGCGCCUGCAGGGCGUCGUGCUCACCGGCUGGCAGAGGUACGAUCACUACUCGGUGCUCUGCGAGCUGCUGCCUGUCAGCAUCCCCUCGCUGGCCAUCUGCCUGCAGACCCUGGUGAACGGGGGCUUCACAGAAGAGGCAAAGAGGAAGGUCCUGGAUGUGCUGGGCUUGGAGAGCGUGCAGCUGGAGCAGAGCACCUGCGAGGGCAGGGGAGCGUUCCCUGGUGUGGAGAUCUACCACAUGGUGGAGCAGGUUAAUGGGCACCUGAAGGACAGCAUCCUUAAGGCACUGGAGGAGGAGAGUGCCAUCAAGGGCUGGUUCAGCCCCUACCACCGGAAGCGCCAGUUUGGGAACCCCCGCAACAUGGAGAGCUUUGGCAGCAAGGUGCUGAAGCUCCAUGAGGACUGGGAGAGCUUUGUGCGUGACCUGCGAGCCCAGCUGGAGAGGAUCUACUUCCCCGACACAGUGGAGGAGUGGAUGGAGGAGAACGUCAACCCCUACCUGGACCAGCUGCGGGACCUGGUGCGGGACUACCGGGCCAUCAUCCGCCUCAACGGCCGGCCCAAGGCCGCGUAGGGGCUGCAGCCCCCCGGGCCCUGCCCCCUGGCUGGGCUUUGGGGCUACCACGCCGUGUCUGUUUGCUGGUGACGGCGCUGCCGCUGCUGUUUGCACUGUACAGAGCCCCUGCACUGCCCCUCCACAAUAAAGUAUUU